UUGAAUCUUCUGUGACCCUUUUAUGAACAAUCUUCACAAGAAUCAUCUACUUGUCUUCAGUAAAUCAUCAUAAAUCGAUUAAAACGCCAACAGGCUUUAUUAGCAACUUAAAAGUGGUAUUACAGAGACAAAGCUACAGCAAACAAGUUUAACCUUUGGAGAACAUGAAUACCUGGAAUUAAACCUUCAGCUCUUCAUUCAGGGGCGGGGCCGUAUUGAAUAUUCAUCGGCGCGUGGCUGGGAGCGCACGCGAGCGGAGAGGAGCGCAGAUGACGACCGAGAGCGACUCCGCCGCAGCGCGAGGAGGAGAGACGCGGAAUGAUGUGUAAACCAUCACAUUUCCACGUUUGACACCGAGACAAGUUGCUUUCGGCUGGACGAGGCUCGUCUCUCUGCGGCUGCAAAUAGAGGAGGCUGGAGCCGUCUGAAAACAAACUGUAUUGCUUUUAAUGAGUUGAUCUGAAGACUUUUUUCCCCCCUGUCCAUCUGUCUUUUAAGAGCAGUAGACAGACAGACAGACAGUCACUAUGGAGUCUAUCUUAGACAGUUUCACAGAGGAGAAACUCUAUUCCUCCGGAGGAACCAACCUGUUGGACCUGGAGGAACUCAGCGACGGUGAUUUCCUCACUAACGUGCCUUUUUCAGGUGACCAAAUGGACGACUUCAGCAGUGAAUUAUUUAACAGUUUCUUCGACGACCAUCUGCUAGAGCGCCCCCUGUUGACAGAUAGACCCUCGCCUCUAAAUAUCGACAUGGAGAGCAACCCAGAUAUCCAAGCAGAGCACAGCUACUCUUUGAGUGAAGACUCCGCCCCCCAGAGUCCAGCCCUGUCAAUCAAAAUGGACCAAGAGUCUGAAUUUGACUGGAACUUCAGCCAGGACCUGUCCUCCAUCCUGGUGAAACAGGAGGAGCCCGAGAUCGGCCAAAGGUUAGAUCCUCAGCCUCUCGAAAGCCCGCCUCUCAUAUUAAGCCCUGCCCCUCCCCACACAGGGUCACCGUGGAAAUGCACAGAGCGCCGUCUAGACGACGUGAAGUCAGUAGCUAUAAAGGACGAACCCAGAGAAAACGGACAGUAUCUCAGCCUGCCCAACGAUGACGCUCUCCAGCUCCCGCCCACCCCACCCAGCAGUAACCAUGGCGACAGUGACGGCUCACUACCGCCGUCCUCCCCGCACCUCCCUCUCCCGCCGUCCUCGCCCCAGCCACAACAGAGGCCAGGAGGUCGUGGGUCUUCCUCCUCUUCCUCGACAGCCAUCUCCUCCUCGCCUCUCCUCACAGCACCACAUAAGCUGCAGGGCUCAGGACCCCUCAUGCUGACAGAGGAAGAGAAGAGGACCCUGGUGGCCGAGGGUUACCCUGUGCCAAACAAACUUCCCCUCACCAAGAGCGAGGAGAAAGCACUGAAGAGAGUUCGACGGAAGAUUAAAAACAAGAUUUCAGCUCAGGAGAGUCGGAGAAAGAAGAAAGAGUAUGUGGAAUGUCUGGAAAAAAAGGUGGAGAAUUACACGUCAGAAAACAGCGACCUGUGGAGAAAAGUAGAAAACCUGGAGACUGCCAACAGGUCUCUUCUACAGCAGCUGCAGAAGCUUCAGUCUCUGAUUUCAGGGAAAGUCAUCCCCCGUUCAUGUAAAAUGGCCUCAACUCAAACAGGAACGUGCCUCAUGAUGAUGGCGCUGUGUUUCGUCCUGGUGUUGGGCUCCUUCUCCCCUUGUCCCUCUCCUCUGUCUUUUUUCUCUCACUCCUCCUCUUUAUCCUCAUCAUCCUCUCAUUCCUCACCUUCUUCUCUUCCUUCACCGUCGGCGGACCUCUACACGACCAGUCAGGUCCGCUCCCGCAGCCUGCUCUUCUACGAUGAACAGGCUCCCCUGGAGGAGAGUUUGGUGCCGUCAGAAGGAGAGAGGCUGCAGUCAGAGGUCCACUCUCACAUUCAGACCCGUCGGCAUACAGCCGACACCCACAGCAACCAGACAACCGGGCCCAAAUUAGACCAAAGAUAUACCAAACCAGGCGGAGUCUCGGAGGUUUUCUGAUUCUUAUAUCCUCUUCCUGCUCGAAGCGCUCCAUCCUCCUGUUCCCACAUCGCUCUGUCAACAAAUCAGCCCAGCUUCAGCUCCGACAUCGAUCACCCUUCAUCUUUCUGUUGUACUUGAACACUCUGGAUGUAAACAUCAACUUUAUUGUUGUUUUACUGCACUAAAAUUCUAAUUUAUAGUAAGCAACUCAUUUCACUGAAUCAGUUUACCUACACAAUGCCUUGCAAAAGUACUUCUCCACAUUUUGGCACAUUAUUUUAUAUGAUAGGCCCGCACAAAGUUGUCUUAGUCAAUCUUUACUAUCUGUUUUGAUUUUCUUUUUUUUUACUUGAACAUUUAGUUAAAAAAAACUUAAGUCUUUAAAUCCAAUUUUUAAGAAGAAUUAAGCAUAAAUAGCAAAGUCUUAAAUUGUGGCAUUAACCUUCAAAGUGAUGUUUAUGGUUUUCAGAGCUUUAACUUUUAGACAUCACCUAAUAAGAAAGGGCUCACUUAUAUUAGGGUUUGCUUAUAUUAGUCAUCUAUAAUGAUCCGAUGCUUGAUUUUUAAAAUUACGGAUAGUCAGUAUUAGUAAGACACAAAAUACGCUUUCAAAUUUUAACUCAACAAAGAUCAUUUAGAAAUGAUAAAAUAAACAGAAUAACGCUUUAGAUAUUGAAGCAGCGCCAUUUUAAAGUGCCUUCCUUGUUCUGCGGUCCAGUAUGGCCAUUUGACCGCACACACGAUGCAAAAUAUGACAAUUAUAUAACAAUUGUAAAAUGCCUUAAAAUAAGUAGUUGCCAUGACAACCCCAAUUUGCCUUCCUAAGUGGCAUGUUCUCUUGUCUUUCUCAUUUUGUAGUGUCUAAGAGAAACUAGCCAUUACAUCAUGUCAUAUUUAUUCAUGGCAACAGGACGCCCAGAAUUAUCAAAUACAUUAUUUUACAUGUAGAUCAUCUUUAAAAAGUUGAAAUGUACUCAAAAUUUGGGAUUUUUUUCAGAAUAAUAAAAUGUAUUUAUUUUAAGGCUUUUUGCAUGUCUACCAGAGGUGCCAGUAAGUGUGGAGAACUGUAGCACUUCUUUAAAUUUUCAAAAUAAAACACAAAUUCUAGGUUAUUUCUGCAACUUUAUCAUUUAAUAAGCAUUUUUUUACUUCUAAUUCUGACCAAAUGUCUAAUUUUUUCUUAUAUUUUGGUAUUUCUUGGGAGGCGUGUUCUUUUCUUUCAUAAAACGGCGCCGAUCUGAGGGUAGGAAGCAUCACAUAAAAGUUUUUUUUUUUAAAUAUAAAUUGUAUAUGUAAUAUAUUUGCAGCAUCAAAAAAAUGCAUAUUUAAUUUAUGCGAAAAAAAAUACAUGUACUGAUUUUUUUUAAGUUAGUUUAUCUUAUUGUUUUUUAAAUAAUAAAAAAAAAUACAAAAAGAAAACUUUUAAUAUAUUACAAGCAUUGAAAAAUUAGCAUAUUUAUUUUAUGCAAAAUAAAAAAGGAGAUGAUUUGGCAUUUCAGAAGAGGUAAAGUUUCAUGACAUAAAACUGCUGUCGCAUGAAUUGGGUGCUUCAGAAUUUAAAAAAAUUAUUAUUUUCUAUAUUUCUAACUUUGUUUUUGGCCAGAAAUUUAAAACAAAAGUAAAAAAAAAUAGAUGACCAAUUAUCAUUCAGCAGUGUUUGUUGUAUUUAUUGAUUGCUUGUAGAAAGUGUGUAAAUAUUGAAGAAGCAUUCCAGGAGAAAAAGCACCACUAGUUUCAGUUUGAUUGAACACUAUAAUGAAAUCAGAAGAUUUCAUCACCACUAUCUAUAACACAGUGCUGUUCUGAAAACCCCAAACAAGUCAUUUUAUUCCAAAAGCUGUGUAUAACGCAUUUCACUUCAUCAUGGGUUUCUUCCUUUUUUUUCUUCCAUCUAGUUCAUUGAUUUUGUCUCCAUUUUGUCAUCAGAAAUGAACAGAAAAGCAUUAUGUGACUGCAGCCAGAUCCACUCUCUCUCUCUUUUUCUCUCUCUCUCUCUCUAUUUCGUCUGGGACCAAAUACCAAAUGUACAUAAUUGAUGACAACUUCCAGCAUAGUUGUUGUAAAUAGUGGGUCUUGUUUUUGUACUGUCAUAAUCCCAGAUUUUAGCCUGUGGAACGUCCUGUGGGGAAGAAAACAAAAGGGGGGGGAGGGGCAUCAAAAUAAAAGAAAUGAUGAUUUAGGGAUUGGGGGGAGUCCAUUUGUAAUUAACUGAGAUGACACAGCAUC
Poeciliopsis prolifica (blackstripe livebearer) is the source of this 4238-nucleotide messenger RNA. It is a transcript of the gene creb3l1, whose product is annotated as cAMP responsive element binding protein 3-like 1. Lineage: Eukaryota; Metazoa; Chordata; Actinopteri; Cyprinodontiformes; Poeciliidae. Gene Ontology annotation, biological process: regulation of transcription by RNA polymerase II. Gene Ontology annotation, molecular function: DNA-binding transcription factor activity, RNA polymerase II-specific; cAMP response element binding. Bases 528 to 2030 code for a protein of 500 amino acids. The transcript is spliced from 15 exons. The record is from RefSeq and is a predicted model, not a curated record.